GGAUUGAGUUGUCGAAGGAGAGGGGGGAUGUUAUUCUGCUUUUUACUCUAUGAGACGAGAGCAAAUGGGAGGAGUGAGUGAUUAACACUUGUUUGUAUGGAAGAUGCGUUGAUCUAGAGAUGGAAAGCGAGGCACCCUUUUUUGUGCGGCGGAGAUUGAUGCGAAUUGCCCCUUUGCGCGGGAAAGGAGUGCUCGGUUGCCUAUGUGUUCCCAAGCCGCGUCUAUGCUGUCUUUUUGAUUAUUCAGAUUAUUCACUGGAUUGCUGACUCUUCAGCGACAAAUACGAAAAUCCAGACAGACAUUGUCUAUCCGCAUCGGGCAGCGUCUUAAGUUGAUCUAUUUGUAUGCAGCACACCGUGCAGACGUCAUCCACAACGCACCCAGGUCAGCUUUGGUAUAUGUUUUUCUUCCUUUUUUCAAAUUGGUGUACUAUCACCUACGUUUUGUUUCUUUCUCCGUUACAACUAUACAUAUCUACAAUAACUGCUCAACUAUGGAAUAUACAGAUGUUGUGAGAACGCACCCUCCAACCGUGCAAUCGGAUCGGUAGCUUAUAUUGCUAUUCAAUAGAUGAAGACCAUUUUUACAUUCAAUAUUGGGUUAUCAUAUAGACAACAAUUGGCUCAUUUUUUAAAAGGUGAAUAGACAUUUCAGGAUAAGUUUUCCGUAUUGCAUGCGCAACUUGGCAAAAAUGUCUGCGUAAACCUCGUGUUCUUGUGCUGCACCAUGGCGGUAUACCCUUCGUCCGAGUGCGAUAAUCACCCACUAAACCGCGUGUUUGUUUAUUAGGACAACUGGCGACUCUCGCGCAAACACAUACACUCUCUCACACACACACACACACACACACACACACACACACACACACACACACACACACACACACACACACACACACACACACACACACACACACACACACAAAAACACUACCGUCCGUGUCCGCCCCUGUCCAGCGUGCUGACUUCUGAUCCCAGACGCGUUCUUCAGGACAAGAAAAGUAGAGAACGGAAAAAAGCAAGAGACGAGAUCAGCUUGUUGGAAGAUGAGAUUGGACAUUUACGAGGAAAUGGAAGUGAAGAUGCCUCCUAACGGAAUGAAAACCAAUUCAAAUAUAUAACGGAUGAGCUAUGUCUCGUUCGAGGUGAGUUUUUGCCACCUCCAUGUAUUUUUUUCAACCAAACAUCUGACGAAAACAUGGAUUGAAAUAUUUUUAUGAUGCUAAUAAAGCGUUUUUUAUUCUGCUCACAAACAUUAUAUCAUAGCGAAAUGUUUCAUACAUAAGCACUACAAUGUAGUGUCUGGACGAUCGAAAGUGAUAUUUUACCUGAUUCUACACCACGGACCGGACCGCCUAACAGCCACAAUGGGACUGUGACCCCAGCUGUGAGCGACUAAAGGCGGUUAUUUAUGUGGUCUGUGCUCCGUGUACGGACGGAGUACGGACCAGACCUGACCAACAGUGAGAAACUGAGCCAUGGCAGCCGCUAUCGCGAGCGGUCUGAUUCGAAAGAAGAGGGAGGCACGCGAGCAGCAUGUUGACCGACCACCCCAGAACAGGCGAAGGAAGAGCCCCAGUAAGAAUAAGGGGCUCUGCAAUGGCAACCUGGUCGACAUCUUCUCCAAAGUGCGUAUCUUCGGGUUGAAGAAGAGGAGACUACGGAGACAAGAUCCCCAGCUCAAGGGUAUAGUGACCAGGUUAUUUUGCAGGCAGGGAUACUACUUGCAAAUGAACCCAGAUGGCUCUCUUGAUGGGACCAAGGAUGACAGCAGUAACUCCUCUUUGUUCAACCUCAUUCCUGUGGGUCUCCGAGUUGUUGCAAUUCAGUCCGUGAAGACAGGGUUAUACAUCGCCAUGAAUGGGGAGGGCCAUCUGUACACAUCAGAACUCUUUACAGCGGAAUGUAAGUUCAAAGAGUCUGUCUUUGAGAACUACUAUGUGAUCUACUCGUCGAUGCUCUACAGGCAACAGGAGUCGGGGAGGGCUUGGUUCCUGGGGCUCAACAAAGAGGGCCAAGCCAUGAAAGGGAAUCGGGUGAAGAAAACAAAACCAGCUGCUCACUUCCUGCCCAAGCCAUUAGAAGUUGCUAUGUACAGAGAGCCAUCGUUGCAUGACGUAGGAGAGACCAAAGCGCCCAAAGCCGGCGCUCUCCCUCCCAGUAAAAGCACAACGGAUCCCCCGGUAAUGAAUGGAGGCAAACCAGUCAGCAAGCCUACGACUACUACUUCUACGACGACUUCUGCUAAGCCCCCCACAUAGCCCCAGCUCACCUGAUGUGUGUGCAUGUGAGGGGGUGUGUGUACGGAGAAGUGGGACGGGGGGAGGGGGCGCACAAUGGAGGCAGUGAUGAUCCCUGCCGGACUCGAAAACCUGCACCCCUUUUCCAUCAAAUCUCUCCUCUACUCUCUCUCUCUCUCUUUAGUUUAUUAACCGUGGAUCAGUCCAGAUCCACAGCACCUACCACCCGCACCCACAAACGCACACAUACACACACUCACACACACACUGAAAAAGGAAUGAAGACUGACUCUGACCAUGGAAUGCCUGACAAGAUAACGGAAUGCCUUUAGAAUCCUCUCAGUAAUUGUGAGAACUCAUGAGAAAGAUGUGCUUCACAGCCACGUGUGGCACCUUGCUUUGCAGACGGAAACCCAAGACUGCCCCCUCUACUUAAAUGCCCUGUUGCAGCAGAGUCUGUGCAAGUGAAAUCUAUUUUCUACACUGCAGUUCACCAGCUAUGUUCUGGGGUAAAUACUGUACAGAUAUAGGUUACAAAAAAGUGGACUCUCAUCCUCUAUUUUUUACAUGUUCCUGUCUCUUUCUAUCUCUAUCUCUACUUUCACACUUUUCUCUUUGUCUAGAAAACGUAGAAAACAAUACUGAUUUGCAGGGGCAGCGUGCAUUUUUGUAAUACAAACAUAAAUGCCGCAAAUCAACACACACAUAUACAGACACACACACACCUAGAUGUUCAAAAUGACAACACAACUCAAACACACACAAUGUCAGCAGUGUUUAGGCAACACUUCAGAUGCAAACACAGAUGUGAAUCCACAAACACACACACACGCACAACGUUUAUGACCAGGGGAGAGACAGAGUCUCAGGCUGCGUGUUGCUUUAUUUGUGGCUCGAUAAGGAAUCACUGGAUGCUGGCGCCUAGCUCCUGCAAUCAUAGCUGAUGAAAUGCUAAUUAACCCCACUGCAAUCAAUGCAAGGAGUCCACACACAGAUGGUAGGGCGCUUUAAGAAGUGGUGUAUACAUAUCACUAUCCGAUCCCACCAGCGGUGAGCUCCGCCUCAUCUGGUCGUUGAAUAGGAACCUGAAAUCUAUUUUUCUUUAAGUCUUAUUUCAGAGCAUAAGCUCUGGGAAUAUCUACUGGCCUUGUAGGCCUCUUGUCCCUUAUUUGCUGACAUCUCUGAAACAUCGGGCUAGGCUACAUGCUCGGACCUAAAAGCCCUACAAGCAGCAGCCAUUUUUACAUACAAGUCUACUCAAUGCUUCGGAGUGGAAUGUGGCCAAAUGUGAGUAGAUGUCACUGAUAUUGGCUGCAUCCCCAUUUUGUUCAGCAAACUAAAGCAUGGGCAAGGUUAGCAUUGUGUUCCCUUUUUUUCCUUGCAGCAGCUCAAGAGAUGGCUUAUAUUAUAACGUUUUCAUGAUAUAUAAAAUGUAAAAGAAAAAAAUAUUUUAAAGAAAAGUAUGAUUUAUUAAAUAUUGAGCUAUUAAGAGUGGAUUUUUUCCUAGCUCAGCAUGAAGAGUCCAGUAUCGCUCAUCUUGGCCUAUCAGGUGGCAUGCAAAAAAACAUACUGUAUAUGCAGUCAUGGCUUGGCCGAUGGUGCCUCAUCCACCAAUCACAUCCAGUGGAAACCUAGUAGCAUAUUCACUCAAUAACCUUCAAAUAGCACAGAUAAUGUUUGACUUCUUGAAAGUAUCCAAGAAAUCGGAGAGUCUUACUCUACUGCAGCAAUUACUUCAUAGAUAGUCGAUACUAGUUGGAUUCUAAUUUGCUUUAUUUGGGAUUUACAAUUUAUUCUUUGGACUGUGAUUUAUCAUAUUGUAUAAUUUCUACAGAAAAUUAUCCUGUUGACGCAUUGAUUAUUGGUUCACCUUCUCACUGAACAUCUAAAACAGCGGUUCUCUGCAGGCCUCGGGAGCUGGAAUAGUGCUGGUUUUCAUUCUAGCCCUCUAAUCAGGGAAUGACUUAGACCUGGGACACCAGGUGAAUGCCUUUAACUACCAGGUAGAAUAGAAAACUGGCAAUACUCUGUGUCCCCCGUGCUUUGAAUAGAGAACACCAUGCUCGAAAGGUCUUGCUUGAUUACAUUUUGGAUCUUGUGUUCACAAGGUUUUGGUAUGUCUGAAAAUUAUUUCCAUGCAUGUCUAUUUUCCACAACAGACUAUGACAUAGUGGAAAGGUACUGUUGGAAGUUGGAACUUAUUUGGGACUGAGAUAAGCAUGUUGUUAGACAUUCACUUAGAUCCACUGGAGAUUCACAUCACUUUUCACAUCAAAUCAUGAUUAUUAGCAAUUUAUUAACCUUUAGCUUAAUCUAUCAACUGAUUGGAUAUCCCGCUUGAUUCAACAGUUUUCAUUUUAGAUAGAUUAGAUUUAGAAUGUUAAUAAGUAGACGAAAGCUGUUUGCUGCUAGAAUUGCAAAUAUAUUCAGAUUUUAAGAGUUUGUUGGGAUUUCCAGCUACUAGUUUCUAGGGGAUGAUAAAGAGCAUUAUUAGUCUCAAAAGCACUUGUCUCUACAAAGUUACAUUAAGGCCCAGAAUCAAUCUGAAAGCGGGUUAUAGGCAUAGUGGUUUUUAAAGGCAAUUUCCAAAUGAGCUGCCAACAGCUGCAGUUACAGACAAUAAUAUCUGCAAAUAUUCUCUUUAAAAGCUGCAAUGCCUAUAACUCUGGGUCUCAUUGAAUCCAUAUUAAUGCCAUACUAUACACAGAGGAGCUGAGAUCCUUUUAAUUCUAUUUAGGUUUGGUGUACCUUCCAUAUUGCAGCCAGGCGAAAUCCUAAAUAGCACAUUAUAACGUACAUACAGUAGUGCCCUACAUUUGACCGCAGCUUUAUCGGCCCUGGUCAAAAUUUGUGCACAAUAUAUACGAAAUAAGGCGCUAUUUGGGUUGCAGAUCUAGUCAUGUCCCACAUCAUUAUGAACUCUACAUGCUGGGCUACCCAAGCCCCUGCAGACCAGUCGACUGGUUCUUUGAAAGCUGAACUUUAUUUUUCUAUACAACUGAUGUAAAUGUGCAUCAGUUUUACCUCUCUAGAUGCCAUCUUUUUUGUUUUGUUUUUUUGUUCCUACUGUAUACGGGUCGUGCGUGAUGUUGUUUUCCUGAUCCUUUGAGAAACAUUUCUAAUUUAAAUAUUAUUUCCCCUUCUCUUUCUCUCUCAAUGAAUUUGUCAAAAUGUAGUUGAAUGAGGGACUCUUUGUUCCAUGCACUUUAGUUAAAUUUUUUAACCACUAUGUUUCAUUGUCUCAUCUGUUGCAUGGGGAGAGUAGGGCAUUGAUGAACUGCAUGUGGUAGGCUAUUUGUAUCAAGAACUGUUGGUAUGUACCGCUAAUUUUACAUACAUAUAUGCAAUGAGUUUGUCUGCACUGUACAGUUUGUGUUUGUUGUAUACGCAUACAACAUAUUGAAUAAAAAUAUUUAUAUGAAGGUGUGACUGUAAUGUCAGUAACAUUAAUGCAAUAGACUGUGCAAUAUAUUAUUGCACCUUUCAUGUUGACGGGCUAAAUGAAACGAGCGGUUGGCUGGCUAGUACUAAAAAGCAUGAAAAGGCCAAAGUAGAAUUAUUUAUACGAAAUGUUUUCUUUAAUUACUUCCUACCAAUCCUGUUUUCGGGAGGUUGGGCACUCAAGUAAUGCAACUCACAUCCCCAGAAACAAGAUUCUGAAGUAUCAUAAAUACAAAGCAUGCCACGAUAGACAUAUAUGCAUUUUUAUUUGUUUUCGUCCCUGACAUUUUAAGUUUAGAAAAACCUGAUGUUCACGAGUGAUCAGGAAUUGCCAUACUUUAACCUUUGAUAGAUGCUGAUUGUUUCAGCGAAGAGAAGACACUAUUACAACUAUUUAUGUUAAAUUAUAUUCCAUUGCAAGUAUGUCCCUCAGAGAUAUGUCAUGUUAUAAUACAUUUAUACCCACACACAUAUGAUUAUGAUAUCUGCAUUGUUUUCCAUGGAAAAAACUUGUGUAAUACAUGGCACAUUCAAUGUUUUAUUAUUGAAAAAUUAAAAAUAAACACUCAAACAAUAUACUUCUGACUUGAGUGCAGAGUGUAAUUUAAGUCCAACUUGUGAUCAAUCCCAAAACCACAGGCAAGAAUAUAUUUUUAUUAACUCAUCAGCUUGCACACGUUAUAAACAUUAUCACCAUCACACUCAUAGACAAACUGACAAUUGAAAAAAUAUAUAUAAUAAACCAUUUCUCCUUUCUUUUUAAUGUUUGUCUUGUGUUUAUGUAUGUGCAUCAUCUUAUGUCUAGCUUCCUGGAAUAUGUAAGCAUUCCUAUAUUAAAAUGUUCAUACAUAUAGUUAUAUUGGAAAUAUAAAGGAUUACAUGGUCAUAUCUUCUAAAGGAAAGAAAAAACAUGUUUUUUUUUUGUUUCCGCAGAUGUUUUUUUUUGUCUUGCAUAACAAAAUAAAAUAGUUUUAAUAAAGAUAACUUGUAACCAGUACAAUGAAUGUCGUUAUACAAGUGAUAAACAGAAAUCUGAAUGAAGAAUUACAUCCCAGUUUGGUUGGCCUCUCUUUUCUUUUCCUCUCCGUCACUCUUCGUCUCCAUAUCUCUCCUCCAUUUGAUUUUCCCUGCGGCCCUUUCUGACAGCGCAGUCUCUUUGCUAAAAUGUUCUGUAGUGUUAGUAUUCCGUUCCCUCCCAGAUCUCACAGGCAUUCCCCGUCCAGCCAUUCCAACAGUCACAGUUGCCACAGUUGCACACCCCAUUUCCUGCAAUGAGGUAAAAGGAGAAACUGAUUGAGUUUCCUGACUUGUCACAACGGCUUGACCUUUCUCAGUUUCCAGUCUUCCCAACCCUGUCCCCCUGAUGUAGCUCCAUGGUUGGCUAUGAAGCCAGAGAAGUGAAUCACACCCCAAUCCCUGAGAUAGAGCUACACAAUGGGGCUUCAAGUUUGGCUAAGGUCCUAAGUUGCUAUGGGAAUGCUCUAGAGUGGGAUUACAUUGUCAUUUAUGUUUCUUACAUUGUCAUUGAACUCUCAACUCUAUCUACACUUUCCUUCUCAAUAAAGAAUAAACAAUGCAAAUAUAUCACUCUUAAGUAAUUACUUAAGACAAAAGUAAUGAUGUAUGAUAAUGUAAUGGUCAUUACUAGAUUUUUGUAUGUAGCAUGGCGUAACUUGGGUUUAAUUCUGAGGGUUUUCUUGAGUUAACAAGCGAACCCAGGGGUAAUAUUUUGGACCAAGUUUGGUUCCGGAAGGCCAGGACCAACUCUAACCAAAUAUGAGGCUUUAGGCAAAAACAUUUAAGUCAAUACUGUCAUGGAGUUCAAAUGUUCCAGUUUAAAAAUAAAGGUUAUUCCAUUUUGA
Esox lucius (northern pike) is the source of this 7542-nucleotide messenger RNA. It is a transcript of the gene fgf14, whose product is annotated as fibroblast growth factor 14. Gene Ontology annotation, biological process: regulation of cell migration; animal organ morphogenesis; cell differentiation. The transcript is spliced from 5 exons. Gene Ontology annotation, molecular function: growth factor activity; fibroblast growth factor receptor binding. Lineage: Eukaryota; Metazoa; Chordata; Actinopteri; Esociformes; Esocidae. The record is from RefSeq and is a predicted model, not a curated record. Gene Ontology annotation, cellular component: cytoplasm. Bases 1478 to 2260 code for a protein of 260 amino acids.